CAGAAGAAGAUCAACAAAGCAGCGACCACAGAGCCGUUCAACGGCAGCUCUCAACAACCAGGACACUCAGACCUGUUGGUAAAGAAAACCUGGAAACAUGAAGUCCCUGCGGUUCCUUGCUGCCGAGGGCUUCGUUCAGAGUGGGCCAGGUGCUAUGGAGAACCUCAACUGUGUGUCUUUUAACCUCUACCCACUUCUCUUCAAGGCCUGCUACCUCCAUGAGCAGGCUGACUUGCUGCGUGUUUUGGUCCAGGCAUGGCCUCUUCCUGUGCUCGACCUACACCGGCUUCUGGGAGAAACAGCCGACUGUCAGAUGGACCUCACCUCCCGCACUUGCCGGCUUUGUUUGGAGUCGAUUCUGACUGGCCUAAAGGAUUAUGUGCUGUCUCCUCCGAGUACAUACGCCAAGAGCCUGCAUGUGGUGGACCUGACUGCCCUGAGGGAUGUCGAGCACCAGCCCUGCCCCUGCCAAUCCACACUGGGUCGAUGGGCAAGAACCUACCUCCUCACCCAAAUGUGCUAUGAGACCAUGGUGGCCAUGCAAGCCAACGACGUGUCCCCAUCUGCCUUUGAAACAUCUAUUGAUGUGCGUCUGAACGGCUUUGUCACAGGCCGCAACUAUGAGCUGGUGGCUCAAACCUUCCUCCUCCUCCGCUACUGUCCACUGAAGCUUCGCUUUGUCAGUUUUCGGGCUGAUUCCCUCUCCCUCAAGCAGCUUUUCCAUGUUCUCAGCCUCGCAGACAGUGGAUCCAUUUUAAAGCUGGAGGUAGUCCACAAUGUUCCCCUGGAGGCCACACACUUGGAGGUGCUGCUAUCCAAAAUGGAAUUCCCUAAAUUACAGUCUUUGACUGUGCCGGCUGGAGCGUUAGAUAUCAGGAGGUUGGGCUCUGAUGAUGAUGAUGUGCUGUCCCUCAUUGGUAACCUGCUGGCUAAACUGAGCGACCUGACUGAGCUCCUUGUUGGUUUCUCAACUCUAACUGGACACCUACGCAGACUGCUCAAUCCCCUCAACACUCCACUGCAGUGCUUGGAGUUGGCCAAUUGCAGCCUGAACCGUCUGGACAUGACCUACCUGUCGAACAGCCUCCACAGUGAGUUCCUGGUCCGUCUGGACAUCAGCGGACAUGACAUCUUCAGCUCUUUCCCCACCUGUUUCCACAAACUGCUCUGCCGUUGCUCAGCCACAUUGGUCAGCUUGGCCCUUGAAGAAUGUAACAUAGAGGACGAGCACAUGGACGCCUUCACUAAUUCUCUGACUUGCUGUCAGGGGCUCGAGGAGCUCAAACUCCUGGGGAACCCUCUGACCUCUGCAGCCCUGCGGAGGUUAUUCUCAAUGCUAUCUGUGGGGUUUCCUAAGUUAAAAUACAUAGAGAUGCCAGUUCCCCGACAGUGUUACUCUGAGGAUGUCACUUAUCCUCUUAACGAUUCUGAUUUAAUGCUGUACAACAAGGAGCUGUUUCUGGAGGUCAGGGGUCAGCUGAUGGGGAUCCUGGAAGGAGCUGGUAGAGGGAGUGUGGAGGUGUGCUCCCCACUCAUGGGGGCCUAUGACCCAGAGAUUAAUGAAACCAGCAAAGAGCUCGGCGUGUCCAUGUUAAAAUCUUUUACCACCGUCAUUGGGGACUUCAUUGGUAGGAUAACUGAGGUGGACAACAGGAGAUCAGAGGCUCAGACAGAAAAUUAGUGGGGUGGCCUGUGUAGGGGUUAAGUAAAUGCACCGACAGAGAGGGGUCAUGAACUCAGAUUGUUUUCACAAAUCUAGACAUUUGUUUAAAGCAGACACGAAUCCUAGUGUCCAAAAAGAAAAAUAAUGAAUUCAUGCUUUGUUGACAGUUCUUUUCAAGACUGCAUUUUUAGGCUAAUUAAUAAGACUACUAAUUAUUUUAAUGUAGUGCUACUUCAGAUAUCUGGCAGACUGGGGAAGUAUAUCAAGUAAGCUAAAUUUGUUUGACUGUAACACGGGACGUCCAUUCCUGACAAGAUAUUGUCUCAACGGCGAAUCACUUUAAUCUCGGUACAUCCGACAGUCUGUAAACCAAACAGAUAGUAGUUAUGGUAGAUACAUGAGGUUUGCCUCAGAUAUUUUCUUACA
Cyclopterus lumpus (lumpfish) is the source of this 2089-nucleotide messenger RNA. RefSeq names its product leucine rich repeat containing 14B (gene lrrc14b). Gene Ontology annotation, biological process: negative regulation of apoptotic process; positive regulation of cell population proliferation; negative regulation of DNA-templated transcription. The transcript is spliced from 3 exons. The coding region runs from base 98 to 1681 and encodes 527 amino acids. The record is from RefSeq and is a predicted model, not a curated record. Gene Ontology annotation, cellular component: cytoplasm. Lineage: Eukaryota; Metazoa; Chordata; Actinopteri; Perciformes; Cyclopteridae.